CCAAUGGUGGCGUUCAACUGCAAAAAACCGGCCAUGCAUAUGACCAAUGAGGGCUGGGUCAGUGACGAUGGAAGUGCUAUUGAAUGCCCCCACGACCCUAAGAACAUUCUAGAAUACUGCAAACGUGUGUAUCCGGAUUUAGACGUACGAAACGUUAUGGAGACUACUGAAUUGAGCCAGAUAACGAACUGGUGUAGAAAUAGCAAGAGGAGAUGCUAUCAUCAUUCGUAUACUGUUAGGCCCUACAAAUGUCUG
Helobdella robusta is the source of this 255-nucleotide messenger RNA. RefSeq lists its product as hypothetical. Gene Ontology annotation, cellular component: membrane. The record is from RefSeq and is a predicted model, not a curated record. The transcript is spliced from 2 exons. Gene Ontology annotation, molecular function: heparin binding. The annotation marks the transcript as partial. NCBI's taxonomy places the organism in Eukaryota, Metazoa, Annelida, Clitellata, Rhynchobdellida, Glossiphoniidae.